AUGGCUCGUCGCUUUCCUCGUCUGCUCCUUGUCCUCUGCCUCCUGCUCGGCAUCGGGCAGUCGCGCUGCCUCCUCCUCAACGGCACGGAGACUUUCCUCGUCUCUGCGGUUCUCGACCUCUGCCGGGGCUCCUGCGAGUCGAGGAGCUGGUGGAAGGCUCCCGAGGGGCUCCAGGCGCAGGAAGGCUUCCUCGUGCAGGCCGGCGUUGAGCUCGAGCACGACCAGCAGGCGACGCGCAGACUCGACCAGCUGGACGUGCAGCUGAGCAUACGCGAUGCCUCCCUUGCUCUCCUCCACCUGCAGGAUCAGCACGCCUCCAGCACCAACGCCACCGGCAGACGCUGGUUCAGCUUCCAUGCGCCUCCCUUGCCCGCAGGCGUCUACUCGGUGUGGCUGCUCGUCUUCUUCCUCGACGCCGAGGGUCCUCGCGUCUUCUCCUCCUCCUCCUCGCUGACGCUCAUCGAGAGCGCGAGCUACGCGAGGUCGUCCAAGAGAAGCCAAGGGAACGCAAGCAGCGCGGGGAUCUCGCUGUACAGGAAGUUCUACCAGGAGGAGGAGGAGGAGACUCUGGAGCUUCGAGUCUUCGGGCUGGUGGCGGGGGAGGCCUAUGAGCUGGAGGUGGAGGUGGCGGGGAGAGGAACGUUCCUCCUCGCUCGACGAGAGACUCUGAGGGUAGAGGAGAAGGAGGGCGAGGGAGUGUCCCACUUCAUCAGCUUGCCGCCCAGCCCGCGAGGGGUCUACAUGCUCAAGGCGACGCUAAGAGGAGGCGAAGUAGCGGAUGACGAGGGAGGAGGGAGCAAGCGCACCGUGGCAAGGUGGCGGGGAGAGAUCAUAAUGGAGGAUCUGCGGAGAGGAGGAGGAGGGGGGGGAGACCUGGACGGCAUGCGAAAGAUUCAUGGCGAGCGACGUCACCCCGAGGAUGCGCUAGUCACGAUCCGCACAGCAGCCGUCCCUCCCCUCACCUCCUGCAGCUCCUGGCCCAUCCUCGUGUCUGUGGUCGGCGCCUCUCGUGGCUGCUCCUACGCCAUCCGGCUGCAGCUCUACAACCAGCAGGGGACGAUGACGUACGAGGCGCGUGAGUUCGUGAUGAAGACGGGGGAGGAGGACGUGCAGGAAGAGUUCCUGCUGCCGGCAGUGAAGCGAGGGAGCCACCGCCUCCUCAUCGAAUUCCUUGACGUCUUUCCUGGGGUAGCCGAAGACGACCAGCUGCUGUCCAAGCGCGUCGCUACCGUCACCUCCGACGUGCCUGAGAGCUGCUUGGAAGCAAGAUAA
This is a messenger RNA of Guillardia theta CCMP2712, 1272 nucleotides long. RefSeq lists its product as hypothetical. Lineage: Eukaryota; Cryptophyceae; Pyrenomonadales; Geminigeraceae. The record is from RefSeq and is a predicted model, not a curated record. The coding region runs from base 1 to 1272 and encodes 423 amino acids. The transcript has a single exon.